AUGUAUCAUUCGACAUAUCUCGAACCCAAGAACAACAAACCUCUAAAUCGGAUUGUGGCCAUCGCUCAGGCAGAUCCCAAUAUUGAUGCUCCUCAAACUGAAUUACCGAGUGUCCUCUCCAACUUGAGCAUUGAUGGCUUGCGUUAUUUACUACGUGAUCAUACCGAAGUAAAGGACAUGUUUCAAGAUUAUUUACAAGGAAAAGAUAACACUCAAGAAGCAAAGCUUCAACUCGUCCGAAAAAUCACACAACAAGUUUGCAAACAUGCAAGUGCAGAGGAACGAUACUUGUAUCCCAUGUUAUUGGAAAAGUUGGGACAAACGGAGGGUCAAUUGAUCUACCGAAAAAACUUGUUAGAUGAUUUGAUCCAUAAGGAGAUGCUUCGUUUUUUAGAACAGAAUGAACCUAAAACUGAGUUGGACUGGAAAGUCUAUGAUAAAUGUGUUCGGAAAUUCAUUCAACUUGAACAAGAGCAUAUGAAGGAAGAAGAGGAUGAUGUCUUUCCACUGCUUCGAGAACGAAUGAAUGAUGAAGAAUUGUCCACUCUUGAAGAUUGUUUGAAAUGGGCCAAAGAACAUGCUCCCACUCAUCCUCAUCCGUUUGAAGUCAUGACCAAUCCUAUGGCUCAAAUUGUUCAUCCCUUAACCGCUCAUUUGGACGCCUUAUUAGAUGCAAAACAAGAAACAACGAGUAUGGCGCAAGAGGGUCCUUCCAAGAGUGUUCCUGUUGCAGGUAGCGAGAACGUGACUUACAAUCCUUUGACUGGAGCCAAUGUUGCGAGUGUGGGUACAAGUCAAGGUGGAGACAAGAUGGAGGAAUAA
Naegleria lovaniensis is the source of this 822-nucleotide messenger RNA. RefSeq lists its product as uncharacterized. The coding region runs from base 1 to 822 and encodes 273 amino acids. The transcript has a single exon. The record is from RefSeq and is a predicted model, not a curated record. NCBI's taxonomy places the organism in Eukaryota, Heterolobosea, Eutetramitea, Acrasida, Naegleriidae.